Molecule: messenger RNA, 1872 nt
Organism: Zootoca vivipara (common lizard)
Lineage: Eukaryota; Metazoa; Chordata; Lepidosauria; Squamata; Lacertidae
Source: RefSeq, a predicted model, not a curated record
UGCCACGGCAACCGGCGGGUAGACAAGGCCCGAGCCGCGCCGAUGCCGAAGCUGCCGCUGCCGCUGUCGCCGGUGCCCGAGCAGGAGACCGACGUCGGGGAUCGCCUUCCCAGUCGCGGUACUCCUGCUCCCGCUCGUCUGGGCAGCGCCGGCUCCGGCGGCUCAGCGACUUUUUCAAGGCCCACUGACGAGCCCCAGACUGUACAUGAGGAAAGUGGUCCCUGUUACCCAGAGAAUGCUGGGAAUGAUUCUGAAGAGGAGAUGGAGGAGGAGGAAGAGGAGGAGGAAAGGGAUGAAGACUGGGACACAGACCUUGAAAUAGAAGAUUCUAAGACAUCUCAUGAUCCAACAGGAAAAGCCAAAUAUCUCAAAACCUGCCGGAUGCAAGGCGUCGUUCCCAUCUCGUAUUUUUUACGCCACAUGAAAGAUUCUGAACUGACCCUGAAGCACUACGGCCUUGGACCCAAGGGAGCCAUAGCUCUAGCUCCUUCCUUGGCGAACAACACAUCCAUUGUGAAGUUAAACCUGAGUGACAACUGGCUGAAUGGAGAUGGAGCAGCAGCGGUGGCCGAGAUGUUGAAAGAAAAUUGUUACAUUUCAGAUGUUGAUUUGUCAGAGAACAGGCUUGGAGUGAAAGGGGCGAAGGCUUUGUCCUCCAUGCUUGGGGAGAAUAGGACACUACUAACCCUGAAGCUCUCUGGAAAUGAAUUAGAUGAGCGUGCAGCCAAAUACCUAGCAGAUGCUUUUGUGAUCAACAACAAAGUGGAGUCCCUCGAUCUGAGUCAUAACAUGCUUGAAGAGCUGGCAGGCGUGGUUCUUGGAGCAGCGAUUGCAGAAAACGUCGGCCUGAAGGAGCUUGAUCUCAGCUGGAAUCACUUCCGGGGCAAAGGAGCAGUUGCUAUUGCCAAAGGCUUAGGGGGCAACAUCUUCCUUCGGGUGCUGGACCUUUCGUACAACGGCUUUGGCAACGGCGGAGCGGCUGCCCUGGGUGAGGCCCUGAAAGUCAACAACGUGCUGGAGGAGCUGAACAUUGGGAACAAUCGUAUUUCUCUGGAAGGAGCCCUCUGCCUAGCUUUGGGCCUGAAAGAAAACAAAACCCUGAAGAUCUUCAGCGUGGCCAGGAACCCCAUUCAGAGCGAUGGCUGCAUUGGGAUCCUCAAAGCCCUCCAAGCAAAUCCUAGAGCUGCCUUGGAAGUCUUGGAUUUUUCAGAGAUUGUCGUCAAGCAGGACUUUGCAGGGCUUUGCGAUGGCGUCCAGGUAAUUUUCCCGAGCCUUCAGAUCAAGCACAACUGGAGCAGCCGCUCGUUCAAAACAGACCCGUCUAAGACCCUCCCUCCCUCCACUAACUGGACAACAUAUGGCAGUGUAAUAGAUAUUGGAAGUGGCAUUUGAAGCAGUGGUCGCUCUCAAGGACCCCAUAUGGUUUUCUGAGAAGACACCCCAGCUAUGGACAGCUCUGGGAAGGAUUGCUCAUCUUUCCUUCCUUGGCUACCUGCAAAGUGAGGAAGGAGCCCAUUAGGGGACCCUCUGCGCUUCCAUUUGCUGACAAAUAAUGGUGUGUGUGUGAGAGGGGGGGGGCUGUGCUGUUUCUCCCCGUCUUUUAGCAUCUGUUAAAAACACUUUCGUUUAGACAGGGCUACUCAGAUGUUUAGAAGUUCGAUGUGAUUUUUAAUCUGCUUUUGAUCUAUUGCUAUUUUAACUUUUUGAAAGUUGUAAAUCAUUGCUGUUAAUAUUUCUUAUCCAUAACAUUAUCAUUUUGUCCUCUUUGUAAAUUGCUUUGAGGGUUUUUGGUUUGUUUCCUUUUUUAGAAUCGAGAGGUGUAUACAUUUUUAUGCAUAAAAAUAAACUCGCAGCCAAGGAACAGGAAAAAAA